AAUAUUAUACGAUUGGUAACAAUUGCUCACUUGGACGUGCAGGUAUAGGUAUCGGUUCGACGACGACGACGAUAUCUUACGUACUCGUACAGAGGUAGUUGCUCGUAAAACGACAUACGCCGAACCGUGAAAUAGAAUUUUUUUUGUUUCAAAAGUCGAAGUUGAUAAUACACAUAAUAAGUUCAGUGUUCAGUACACGUCGAGCUAUUAAAUCGUUCGCUCGAGCGGCGCGAUUCCGAUUCGCGACUACGACUCCGUCGUGUGAUUAAUCGCGAUCUAUACGUUGUUGGCCGGAGGCUGGUCUAUGUGCAUGUGCCGGGUUCCCUUUUCGUCACCGUUAUGUUCUGUAAUCUAUGUAUUAUUUUAUCUAUUCGCAUGUUGUUCUAAUGGUCGACGUCGUCGUUGUGUUUAAUUUUGCGUAGAUUUGCGGUAAUAAGCCGGCCGCCCAAGAUACGAGUACUACUACUACUAUUUGGACGUCGCGAAAAGGUUACUGCUACGUUGUGACGGCGGAGAUCAGUUGACCGUGAUCGUAUACUUCUAAACCUAUAAGCGUCUAGUAAUCCCUCUCGUCCACCUUUACCUUCGCCUAGUCUUCAAGUCUCGUUGUGGUCUCCCGGCUUUCAGUAUGGAUAAGAAUCGCGAAAGUUGCGCGCCCUCGGACAACGUUGUCGCAGCCACCGCCAAGAAGUCGUCGUUGGCCAGCAUUUGCAAGUUGGACACAUUCACGCAGUUCAAUCCGUUCCCGUCGUCUAGGAAUAAAUCUAAAUCAAAAUCAGUCUCCAGCUGUGAUAUCAGAAUGGGUAAUCCGAACCCCGAAGACGUUACGUUGACCACCGGAGCCAUCAAAAGGAAGAAAAAAUCUUUCGAAAUUUUUCAUUGGAAAUUUAUACUGCUGUCAGUAUUAUUCGUAUUCGGCUUAUGUGGCACGACGAUAAUGUGGUUUACAACUAUUUAUCACGAUGAAAUAUUCAAAACUUUAACGCUGGGAAAUGGGACAAAGUUGCAUGUAGCGUGGAAGAAUCCUCCGCUGAAACCGUUACUCUGCGUGCAUAUAUUUAAUUACACCAAUGUUCACGAGUAUUUCUCGGAUGACAAUAAAGAUGGCGAAAAUAAAGGAAAGAUUAAAUUAAAAGUCAAGGAUACCGGGCCGUAUUGUUUUAGAGAAGAAAUUGAGAGGACGAAUAUUGUAUUUUUAAAUAAUGGCACCUCGUUGAGUUAUAAUGAAAGAAGAAUACAUACUUUUGACGUAGAGGCUUCCAAAGGGUCGCUGAAUGAUACAGUUUAUGUGCCAAAUGUGUUGAUUCUUAGUUUAUAUAAAGCGGUGAGAGAUUCCUUACGUAUCAUCAGAACGCCUUCGUAUAUGUUGGUAAAAGAUGCCGAAGUUAUAAAAAAAGUCAACGUGAGCGAUUACUUGUUCGGAUACGAAGAUGGCACAUUCUCAGUGAUCACCGGAUUAAAAUCAUUCUUCAGUUCAAGCCCGAAAAAAAUUCCCAAAAGAUUCGGAGUUCUAAUGAAAAGAACUGGUUUGUCCAACGAUACCAUUGUGAUUCGUACCGGAGAUGGUGCACUCGAUGAGAUGGGACAAGUAACGGAGAUCAAUAAUAUCACUGAUUUCGAAGCUUGGAAAUCAGCCUCGUGUGAUCUAGUCAGUGGAAGCGAUGGAUUAUUUUUCAAGAGAUCCGCCGUCCAGAACCACAGAGAUGUUCAGCUCUUCCAUAAAGAUUCCUGUCGAACGUUACCGUUAACUUAUGAAUCGACCGUCGAUGUCGGAUCUGGAAUUAUGGCGAAUCGUUACAAGCUACGUUCAGAUAUAUUCGAUUAUUCGCGUCGAGAAAACAGCUGUUUCUGUAAUAUUUCCAAAUCAUGUGAACGUGUUGGAGUCUUGGACAUUAGCACUUGUUCUGCUGUAUCCGAAGCUCCGAUGGUAAUAUCUCGUCCUCAUUUCCUGGAUUCAAACGCUAAUUUGGACGAAAACAACGAACCAAUCAUCGAAGGUUUCGAACCAGAUAUCGCCAAACACGAUUUCAGGAUCGAUAUAUUCCCUCCAAUUGGUUUGACUGUGAGAACGCUGAUGAGAAUGCAACUCAAUAUCAUGGUUAAUAAUCCAGAAAAUGAUGCUGAAGGUUUAAGACCGUUCAAUGAUAAGACUAUAUUACCCAUUGUAUGGGUUGAGAUGAAUUCCGGUGAAGUUCCUGAGAAAAUGUUCUCCUUACUGUACCAUUUAACUUACACGAUGCGUUGGGCGGAAUUAGCAUUGAAAUUGAUCUUCGUUGUGUUCACCUUUUUAAUGGCAUUCUUGCUGUUUAAAAUCUCCUUCGUGAAAUCAUCGACUAAAAAAGACUUCGUUCUGAUAUCGAAGAAACGAAAAUCCAAUGGUAAUAUGAUAAAUAGCGUCUAUGUUCCCAGCUGAAAGAUGUAAAAAAUCAAUGAAAUGAAAAAGACUGCUCCUAUACCGCCAUUUAUUUUCAUUUUUAUUUCGUUUUAAAAUAAAAUGAGCGGUUUAUUUAAUUAAUUUUCUUUUUUAAAAACUCGUUCUUCUUUUACUUGUUUUUGCCUUGUUGUUUUUGUUUCUUUUUUUUUUAAAAAACGAAUCCUUUUAAUGUUUUUUUACUUAAGUAGUCUUCUAGGAAUUCGUAAUCGCGACGAUUCUCUCUAUUUUACGAUAAGAAUUUUCUCUCUCGUAAUGUAUUAUAAAUAUUAUUUUGUUCGUAUAAAUACGUAUUUUUAGUACAGCGUUGCCAAUUUGAAGAGGCAUUUGUGAUUUAGUCUCUUGCCAUUGCUCGUAUGAUAAAAAGAAGAGAAAAUUUUACUCGUUUAUUUGUCCUCAACUUCCUAGUUUUUUUUAAAUGAAUAAAUUUAUAUUUAUUUUUUACGAAAAAAUACCUACCAUUGUCGAUUUGUGUGUAGAAAUGUCCUCAGAAUUUUGCCCUUUUACAGAAUUUAAUUUAAAAUUUGUGAUGUAAAGUAUUAGAUUAAGUUCCACGUGUGUCCUACGCCAGUCGCCUUGUAUAUUUUUUUUUUUAUCGAAAGGUUGCCAUAUAUGAUAAGAUUUUUUUGUAUUAGAAAUUAAGUAACCUCAUGAGUACUUAGUUACCAAGAGAAAAAAUUUCAUUGAGAAUACUUGCGAUAUUUUAUAAUUAUGUUCCCUUUUGUGUGUAUUUCUUUUCUUCCUUGCUUUACAUAAUCGAAAAAUGCCGAAUCAUGGAAGACUGUUUAGUAUGUAGGAAGUGAUCACACACGUCAUCUUAAUAUUAUGCACGUGAAUAUUACUCAUUCACAUCACCUCUCUGAAAAAAUAUCGUAGUAAUCAUUUUUUUUUUUUUUUUUAGUUUUAAUGUGGAAAUAAUCAAAUUAGUUUUAGGGUUAUUUUUCUUCCUUUUUAGAGUCGUUUGUGUUGUUUUUUUUUUUUUUUGCGAAACGUAUUUUGUAUUUUUUAGUCCGUGUAAUUUUAUUGCUUGUUUCAUUUCGUGAUGAUUUUUUUCGUUCUUUUUUAAAUAGUUUUUAAUGUUUUUUGUCAAUUCCAUUUGAGUAAUUGUUACUCUGUUUUGUGUGAGUGUGUGUAGAUAUUUUAAAAACAUUUUUUUCCUGACCUCGAUGGUACAUUGUGUUUACUUACAUGUGUAUCAGAAUCACAUUUUAGUCAUCAAUUUUUAAUUCAAAUGUACUAUUUAUUUGUAAAUACGCGAAAUAAAAUUGUGCUGCGAGA
Messenger RNA from Planococcus citri (citrus mealybug), 3709 nucleotides. Its product is annotated as lysosome membrane protein 2-like. Gene Ontology annotation, molecular function: scavenger receptor activity. Lineage: Eukaryota; Metazoa; Arthropoda; Insecta; Hemiptera; Pseudococcidae. The coding region runs from base 629 to 2413 and encodes 594 amino acids. Gene Ontology annotation, cellular component: membrane; cytoplasm. The record is from RefSeq and is a predicted model, not a curated record. The transcript has 10 exons.